AUGGAGCUGCCACAUUUUGCAGUCCCCUUACUGUCAUCGUACACUCUGGAAGCGAGUAUUACUGACUGGAAGUGGAGAUACCUGGCGAGUGUGCUGCUUGCAGUGCUUAACUGGAUCUCUCCUUUGCAUCUUGCGGGGUAUGUACACUAUCUAUUUCGCUUCUCGGUGCACGGUCAGCAACACCCGCAGUCAGUUGCAGACUCUCAACGUCUGCGAGUUUCCCUUCUCGACGGUCCGUUUCCAGACUUCGAAGUCGGUUCGCCGAUUGCGCUGUACAACGCCAAUAGUCAACGAGGUGGCGGCGUGCCUCUAGCUCAUGCAGAAGCGUGUCGACGGAUUGCAGAAGAUGCCCGAGCAUUGGGCAGAUUGAGUUUUUCACUCGACGUUUGGGUGGAGUUCGUCGAUCGCGUAGCUGGACGUCGCAAAGUAGGGUAUCUACUGCAAGUUGAAGAUGUCACCAGGCAUAUUCGACGUACAGUGAUGCGCAGUGCUACAACGGUCAAGAACGCGCUGCUUCUUCUACGUCUCGAGCAUCAGAUCGACCGGAAAGAAACAGAGCGUGAGACUGGCAUCUCUGAAAUUGAAGACCCAGACACGGACGAGUCUGUAGACUUCCAGAGCUUGAGCGUUGAAUCGCGGGAGUAUCGCUACGAGCAGAUCGAACACGAGACGUCAGCUGUGGCCCACGUUCUCGAUCAAAUAGCGUCAACGCCAUCCCAAGGACGUCUUCGAUGGCGACUACCGCAGCGCUGCUACCAGAACCAGUUGGAGAAGGCCACACUCUACCGAUGCCUCAUGUCUCCGUCGCGCUUGCCUUCUGUACCAAGUUACCGAGCAAUUGGUGUGCAGAUGAACGAGUCUCAACACUUGGCUAUGAAUGUCGUGGCGGAAGCUGGAGUAUAUCGACUACACGGUGCUGGCGAUGGAACGAUACCACUGCUGCGUCAGGAGUGGUUUAUCGUGUCUGCAGACAACUUGCACUUCUUCAGAUCGUACUCGGUGGCUCCAUCUCUGAGUGUUCCUGUCACCAACGUGCUCAAUGUUCGCAGCGUCGACCACGUGGGAUUACUGGAUGGUAACAAACCUAUCGAUGUGCACCACGAACAAGGCGCAGUGUCGCAAUGGUUUUGUCUGGAGAUUCACCUCGUGCUGGAAGUUCUCACGCUGUUUGUAGAGACUCAAAUAGAGCGUGACAGCCUAGUUGCAUCACUGCAGCCUCUGACAAUUGACGACUGUGACCUCCACGUCAAGACAGAAGCUGUGGCGGUGUCUCCACUCUUCUCUCCCAUGACGUUGGAUUCUCAGCAUCAGCCUGUUUGUCUUAACCAUCGCACAUGUCGAAUAGCUGACUCAGUUCUGAAAGAUAUCGACGCAUCAACUCCACUGAAGCUGGUACAGGACAGCUUGACAGAUGGACUCAACGUCUUCGCUCUGGGGGAGAAAGCUUCUCGUCUUCGCAUCAACAGAAGCACCGUUCUUGCCUUCCUCGACAAGGUCGAAAAGCUUAACUGUCUUGAUCUGGAUAAACUUGCAUCUCGAGUGUCGAGCGAAGAUCGAUUCGCUCUGGGGCUGAAUCUGUACCACACGCUCUUCAUCCACGCUGUGCUCGUUUUCGGCUACCCGCAGACGCACGAACAGUGGAAGUUACUGCAAACUGUACCGUGCUACCUCAUGCGUGUCAAAAACAAGAGUGAGUCAGUAAGAUAUACGCUGGCUGACAUCCAGCGUGUUAUGCUGCGCUGUCCUGUGCCGGUGACGUUGGAAGCCUCCAGUAUCAAGCGGAGUAUAUCCCAGAAUGCGCUUAUGGAUCUCGCUAUCGGCGGUGGAGAUGCUAUCGAUGGAUUGUCUAGAGCUGUUCUGGGUGUGUUGUGGACGCCUGUGCUGCCGAAUAGCAGCUCUUAUGCUGCUAUCAAGAAGACUCCACUUCCCAUUCCAACUGGACUGGCAGUGGAUACCGCAGAUAUUCGCACGUGUUUUGUGCUUCAGAUCAACAGCUCACCCCCAACGCUCAAAACGAGGGGAAUCAUGCGCGUAUACGACGGUGGACAGAAGCUGAACGAACAGCUGACUGCUACGUGCACAACGUUUCUGAGUCGAGAGCUUCGGUUGAACGAAGUGAACCGCGUCAUCUACUUACCUCGGGUCUGUGAAUGGUAUCGUGUGGGUAGCUACCCAGACGAAGACAGUGAUGACAAGAGAAGAAUGGGUCCGCUAACUCAGCGUCGUCGUCGAAGAAGUAGCAGCGGAAGUGCCAGCGGAGUGGCGGCACUGCCGACAUCUCGAGGCUUUUACUGCUUGCAACGAUUGCUUGGGUAUAUGGAAGUGGAACAGCAUCAUCGUGCGUUACAUUUGCUGCUUGGUGCGGGUGAAGAAUGUCGCUUUAUAUUCGACGAAUUCUGGACGAAGCCGAGCCGGUCAACAGCUGCGAGUUUGUUGAGCAGCGCUGGAAAUGUUGCACUCUCCGUCUUUACAAGUGCAAUUUCUAGCAAUAUGUCGAGUAUCACGCGCCCUCUAGACGAAAAGCCCGUGGACGCACUUCUAUUCUGACAAUUUGUAGCGAUAUGCAAAAUAAAAUAUGUACAACGCA
This is a messenger RNA of Phytophthora infestans T30-4, 2587 nucleotides long. RefSeq lists its product as uncharacterized. The record is from RefSeq and is a predicted model, not a curated record. The coding region runs from base 1 to 2547 and encodes 848 amino acids. Lineage: Eukaryota; Oomycota; Peronosporomycetes; Peronosporales; Peronosporaceae. The transcript has 3 exons.